AUGGCCGCGUCGGAGUUGCGGGACGCCCAGCGUCGCACCGAAUCGGAGUUGGAGGAGUCCAGGACGGACACCUCGGAGCUCCGGAACGCCCAGGAUCGCGCAGAGAUGGAGUUGGAGGCGUCCAAGACGGCGGCCUCGGAGCUGCGUGAGGCUCUCGUGCGCGCGGAGGCGGAGAUGGACUCCCAGAGGCGCGCCGAGGCGGAGCACGUGGAGUCGAACGCGGUGCCGUUCGACCACCCAGUGUUCGGACAGUUGGGGGCGGCGCGGACGGAGCUCGCAGAGGCUUUGGCGCGGGCGCAUGCUUUGGGUGGGCUGGAGCUUGCAAACGGCUGGCUCCUCGCGGAGAGCCGCGCGCAGCGGGGCGUCAUCGCACGGUGGCGGAUCGAACGCGUCAGCUGA
Molecule: messenger RNA, 399 nt
Organism: Prorocentrum cordatum
Lineage: Eukaryota; Dinophyceae; Prorocentrales; Prorocentraceae
Source: the annotation of a GenBank genome assembly